AUGUCCUUACUCUCCGCUCGCUUAGCCGCCAAAUUGGCGAGAACCGCGCCGAAGAACAUUGCUCAGAUAGCUUUUCCGGCGAGCAAAAAUUUCCAUGCCAGCACGCAAAAUCGCGGAGCCGAGAUUUCCUCGAUUCUCGAGGAGCGCAUCCUGGGGGCCGCGCCGAAGGCCAAUUUGGACGAGACGGGUCGCGUAUUGAGCAUUGGUGACGGUAUCGCCCGUGUUUAUGGAUUGAACAAUAUCCAAGCCGAUGAGAUGGUGGAAUUCUCGUCCGGUCUCAAGGGAAUGGCCUUGAAUUUGGAACCGGACAACGUCGGUGUGGUAGUAUUCGGUAACGAUAAACUCAUCAAAGAAGGAGACAUUGUAAAAAGAACCGGAGCCAUCGUAGAUGUACCCGUAGGCGAACAAAUCUUGGGACGUGUAGUAGACGCUUUAGGUAACCCGAUCGACGGAAAAGGUCCGUUAAACACCAAAACUCGUUUCCGUGUGGGUAUCAAAGCCCCCGGUAUCAUCCCCCGUAUAUCCGUAAGGGAACCCAUGCAGUCUGGUAUCAAAGCCGUGGAUUCUCUGGUACCCAUCGGUCGUGGUCAACGUGAAUUGAUCAUCGGCGAUCGUCAAACCGGUAAAACCGCUUUGGCCAUCGAUACGAUCAUCAAUCAGAAACGAUUCAACGACGCCGACGACGAAAAGAAGAAAUUGUACUGCAUUUACGUGGCCAUCGGUCAGAAACGUUCGACGGUGGCGCAGAUUUUGAAACGUCUCACCGACACCGGCGCCAUCAAGUACACCAUCAUCGUAUCGGCCACCGCCUCGGACGCCGCCCCCCUGCAAUAUUUGGCCCCCUAUUCGGGUUGCGCCAUGGGCGAGUUCUUCAGAGACAACGGCAAGCACGCCUUGAUCAUCUACGACGAUUUGUCCAAACAGGCCGUCGCCUAUCGUCAGAUGUCUCUGUUGCUUCGUCGUCCUCCCGGUCGUGAAGCCUAUCCCGGAGAUGUGUUCUACCUGCAUUCGCGUUUGCUAGAACGUGCUGCUAAAAUGUCCGAAGCGCACGGUGGCGGUUCCCUCACCGCUCUGCCGGUCAUCGAGACACAAGCCGGCGACGUGUCCGCCUACAUUCCCACCAACGUGAUCUCCAUUACCGACGGACAGAUCUUCUUGGAAACCGAAUUGUUCUACAAAGGUAUCCGACCGGCCAUCAACGUCGGUUUGUCCGUAUCCAGAGUAGGAUCCGCGGCCCAAACUAAAGCCAUGAAACAGGUUGCCGGUUCGAUGAAAUUGGAAUUGGCCCAAUACCGUGAGGUGGCCGCCUUCGCUCAAUUCGGUUCCGAUUUGGACGCGGCCACUCAGCAAUUGUUGAACAGAGGCGUGCGUUUGACUGAAUUGCUGAAACAAGGCCAGUACGUACCGAUGGCCAUCGAAGAACAAGUGGCUAUCAUCUACUGCGGUGUAAGAGGCCACUUGGACAAGGUCGAUCCCUCGAAGAUCACCGUAUUCGAGAAGCAAUUCUCCGAGCACAUCAAGACUAGCCACAAGAAUAUAUUGGAAAGCAUCGCUAAAGAAGGAAAAAUCACGGAUGAAACCGACGCCGCGCUGAAGAAGGUUGUCCAGGACUUCUUGGCGAGUUUCUCGGCUUAA
Molecule: messenger RNA, 1635 nt
Organism: Phyllotreta striolata
Lineage: Eukaryota; Metazoa; Arthropoda; Insecta; Coleoptera; Chrysomelidae
Source: the annotation of a GenBank genome assembly